AUGUCGACAUGGAAUAAACAUUACCACUGGAAGACGAAGGGAUGCACCCCAUGGGCAAAAGAAUGGUUUACGGAACACCUUGUUGGUCAAAGCAAACCGUUGAAUGACGGCACCAACGCGUCUGUCAAAGUAGACAAGUUGACAGGCUUUGAGGGAGACGUGGAGCUUGGCAACCGCAAGGGCAAGCUGAUUACAAUCUAUGAAUGUUCUGUCACUCUAGCUUGGUCAGGUGAGGCCGGUGAUGGCACGAAGGCGAAUGGAACGAUCAAGUUCCCUGAAGUGUCACAUGAAAAUGAAGACAACGAUGAGCCCUAUCUUUAUGAGACAGAACUACUGUCGGAGUCGACAGGCAUGGCUCUUGACCUGUACCACGUGGUGCGCAAGGAUCUUGUACCAGCGUUGCAAAAUGAGUUCCACCAAUUUCAAAAGGAUCUCGUUGAGUCGCACGCAAGAGACCUUGGCCAUGAAGAUGGGGCUGCGUCGUCGACAUCAACAACAUCUAAUGCAGCAGCUGCAUCACCAGCUGCCGGCGCGUCUAAUGCACAGAGCACUCAGAAAAAUGCGUCCUCUGCUUCUGGUGCUGUCACGACAAGUACUGCGGAUGUGCGAGUCUCGAGUCAUCUGGCCAUCAGUGAGGCUGACCUUUGGGACCUACUGACGAAUCCUCAUCGGAUUCCAAUGUGGAGCAAGGCACCAGCUCAGUUCUCCCCGAAUGUGGGAGCCAACUUCUCGCUCUUUGGCGGCAACAUUUCCGGCUCCAUUGUCGAGGUGUCGGCGCCACGUAAGCUCACGCAGACAUGGCGCAUUCCACAAUGGCCUGCCGGACAUCAUGGCACCUUGACAACGGAACUUACUCAAGGUGACGACUCGACGAAGCUUGAACUAAUUCUGAGUGGCGUGCCUACAGGUGAGGAGGAUCAUGCGCAAGCUGGUCUUGAAGCCUAUUAUAUUCGAGGGCUCAAAUCACUCGGUCUAGGUACGAUUUUGUAG
Malassezia globosa CBS 7966 is the source of this 990-nucleotide messenger RNA. RefSeq lists its product as uncharacterized. Gene Ontology annotation, biological process: positive regulation of ATP-dependent activity; protein folding. Gene Ontology annotation, cellular component: cytosol. The record is from RefSeq and is a predicted model, not a curated record. Gene Ontology annotation, molecular function: ATPase activator activity; protein-folding chaperone binding. The transcript has a single exon. Lineage: Eukaryota; Fungi; Basidiomycota; Malasseziomycetes; Malasseziales; Malasseziaceae. The coding region runs from base 1 to 990 and encodes 329 amino acids.